AUGACGCAGCAAAAUCGCGUCCGUUGCGCGCAAAAAAACUCAAGGUUAACCUUACCGGCGACCGAGGAGCCAAAAAAAGAUUUAGAUAAUUAUAUACUCCUACAAGUACGAGCACAACUACAACCACCACGUCAAACAACACUACAAUUUUCAAAACAAUCGGGAUUACUUACACCACCAUCCUCAUUAUCAUCUUCACGCUCCUCAUCUCCCACUUCUAAAACAUCAACUCGUAAACAACGACGGCAAGCGCUUCUGGCACAAUCUCUCGCUCUGGAACUCUCUGCCUCCGUCAUCCCUAACUCUAACUCAAACUCCAAAAACAAAAACAAAAACAAAAACAAUGACCCCAGCGAAAACCCACCCAACAUCCACAUAACCCACAAUAACCUCUCCAACCUCACCCUCAACCUCACCCUCACAAACCCACCCACCAUGCCCCCCUCCACCCGUCUCCUCAUCUGCUCCAUUGGCAACCCCGCCCCCUACACCAACACACUCCACUCCGCCGGACACACAAUCCUCACGCUCCUAUCCUCUACGCUCUCGCAACCCAACUUCAUCAAAUCCCGCAGUCACGGCAACGGUCUCCUAUCCCCCGGGCCCAUCUACACACUCUGGAAAUCGAGCUCCUUGAUGAACAUAUCGGGAACUGGGGUAAAUGCCGCCUGGACGACAUUUCUACGAGAAUCCGCAUCUUCCGCUGCUGCGGAAUGCAAACUCGUGGUUAUUCAUGAUGAGAUGGAACUUGCGCCUGGGAAGAUUAAUGUUAAGCCCGGGAGUAAUAGUCCAAAGGGUCAUAAUGGGUUGAAGAGUAUUCGCGAUUCGUUGCGUGGACAGCCGUAUACGCGCAUUGGGAUUGGGAUUGGGAGGCCGGAGAGUAGGGAUCCCCGGGUUGUGGCGGGGUAUGUGUUGAGAAAGAUGAGUGCUGAGGAGAAGAGGAAGAUUGAGGGGUGUGUUGGGAAGGUGGUGGAGGAGUUGGCAAGGUUGAGUGGAGAGUAG
Messenger RNA from Sclerotinia sclerotiorum 1980 UF-70, 1002 nucleotides. RefSeq lists its product as hypothetical. The coding region runs from base 1 to 1002 and encodes 333 amino acids. Gene Ontology annotation, molecular function: peptidyl-tRNA hydrolase activity. The transcript has a single exon. The record is from RefSeq and is a predicted model, not a curated record. NCBI's taxonomy places the organism in Eukaryota, Fungi, Ascomycota, Leotiomycetes, Helotiales, Sclerotiniaceae.